Gilbertella persicaria is the source of this 1804-nucleotide messenger RNA. RefSeq names its product ammonium transporter AmtB-like domain-containing protein. The transcript is spliced from 11 exons. The record is from RefSeq and is a predicted model, not a curated record. Gene Ontology annotation, cellular component: plasma membrane. Gene Ontology annotation, biological process: ammonium transmembrane transport. Gene Ontology annotation, molecular function: ammonium channel activity. The coding region runs from base 83 to 1804 and encodes 573 amino acids. Lineage: Eukaryota; Fungi; Mucoromycota; Mucoromycetes; Mucorales; Choanephoraceae.
GCAUUACCUUAAAAAAAAAGAUAGACCCCCAAAAAAGAAAAAUAGUUGACGUUGCAUUUCUUUCACUUUUUUUUCUAACACCAUGUCAGCCAAUGUUAGUUCAACACCCAAUUCUGAAGAAUAUACCAUUGAUAGUGGUGACACUGGUUGGGUCUUAAUUUGUACUACACUUGUGUUCUUGAUGUCACCUGCUUUAGGAUUCUUUUAUGCAGGUCUUGCAAGAGCCAAAAAUGCAUUGAGUCUGAUGUAUUUAACUGUACUUUCAGUGGCCGUCGUCUCUUUUCAAUGGUACUUGAUUGGGUUUUCACUUACUUUUUCUGCCACAGGCUCUUCUUUUAUUGGUGAUUCAACCCAUUUUUUAUUACGAGGUGUUGGUAGAAAGCCACAAAUACCCGGACAAACGAUUCCUGCUUCGGCAUUCAUGUUGUUUCAAUGUAUGUUUGCAGCAAUUACACCAGCAUUGGCCUUUGGAUCUGCUGCAGAACGCAUGUCGCUUGGCCCUGCUAUCUUAUUUAUUUUUAUCUGGUCAACUUUGGUUUAUGAUAUCAUUACAAACUGGGUUUGGGCACCUAAUGGUUGGCUAGCUAAAAUGGGCGUAAUGGAUUUUGCUGGAGGAACACCUGUUCAUAUCUCAAGUGGUUUAGGAGCCGUCGCUUAUGCUAUGGUGGUUGGUAAGCGUAGAGAUUAUAAUGAAGACGUAAACACACCACAUAAUGUCUCUUUUGUCUUCCUUGGCCUCGCUCUCAUGUGGUUUGGUUGGUUUUGUUUUAAUGCUGGAAGUGCAUUUGCCGCAAACGCACGUAGCGUUCAUUCACUUGUAUGUACGCACCUAUCAGGCUGCACAGCAGCUGUUGUCUGGGUCUUGAUGGACUAUCAACACACACGUAAAUGGAGCAUCAUUGGUCUUUGCACAGGCGCUGUAGCUGGUCUAGCUACCAUCACACCUGGCUCAGGGUUUGUGUCCCAGGCAAGUUCUUUAGCUUUUGGCGCGAUCGGAUCCAUAAUCUCAAAUAUCAUUAUACGGUUCAAGCAUCGUCUUGGAUUCGACGAUGCAUUGGACGUCUUUGCAGUGCAUUAUAUCGGUGGCCUUGUAGGACUUGUAUUGACUGGUAUCUUUGCUGAACAGUGGGUGAUUGCGCUGGGUUAUCCUGAAGGCACGCCUGCUUCUGACAUGCCAAGGGGCGGUUGGCUCGAUGGUCAUUGGAUGCAAGUGCCUGUUCAAUUAGCUGCUAUUGUUACUAUUUCUGCAUGGUCGUUUGUGAUGACUUAUCUGAUUUUAGUGGUGCUCAACAAGAUACCUUCUUUCAAGUUGAGACUAGCCGAUGAGGAUGAAAUUAUAGGUACUGAUUGGGCUGAAAUGGGCGAGCGUGCGUAUGGAUAUUUGCCAAUGGAUGAAGAGCAAUCGCGCAUUCAACAACUACAUGUUCAUGGUGCUCUCAAUCAUCAACAACGGAACUCAAGUGGUGUCGAUUUGAAUUUGAAUACAGUACCUCAAGGGACAAGUUCAAGUCGACGCAAAGUAUUCAAGCAAAACAUGCGUCAAUUACUCUUUUCUCGAAACAAGAAAGUAAACGGUGUAGGGGGUGCCUUUACGUACGAAGAGCCGGUUGUCUUGACUUAUGGACAUGAAAAAGAACUUGGCAGUAGUGUCAUCUUUAGAAACAACGAUACAAAAGAACCCGAACCAAAAGAAACAAUUGAAUUGGACGAUUUGACAGACCAAAGAUUCUAUUACUCAAGUGCAGAUGAAGCAGGUCCUAGUACAACAGUCAGCAGUGGACAGAACACACCUCGUCAAGAUUAA